Messenger RNA from Centropristis striata (black sea bass), 1332 nucleotides. It is a transcript of the gene txndc15, whose product is annotated as thioredoxin domain containing 15. Lineage: Eukaryota; Metazoa; Chordata; Actinopteri; Perciformes; Serranidae. The transcript is spliced from 6 exons. The record is from RefSeq and is a predicted model, not a curated record. The coding region runs from base 121 to 1170 and encodes 349 amino acids. Gene Ontology annotation, cellular component: cilium. Gene Ontology annotation, biological process: cilium assembly.
UUUUUAUUCCGCCACAGCUCGAAACAUUCUUUCCUACAAGCCGAAAAACCUCCAUUCAGAUCCUAUAAACAUGUCGUGAUUAGUUUUUAUUUGCAUUUAGCUUAAUUUAAAAAAAAAAAUAUGACGUGGAUUUUGAACCGACUUCACAUCUCGUAUGCUUUGUUAUUUAUGUUUUGUCAUUCUGAUGUUUUGAGGUUUUCGUCUGUGACCGCACAAGAUCAUGAUGACUCACUGGAGGUUAUGCUAUCAGAGGAUGCACUGCCUGACUUGGAGAACAGCCCCAAGUUUGUGGAGUCAGAAGACCUGGACUCUCUGCCGAAGAGGCAGUUCAAGACAGCUGAGAUUGCAGAUGCUGUGAUGGGAACAGAAACCCCCAUUGAUCCGUCUGACAUCGAGUCACUAUUCCCAAAAAAUGUGAAAGACUUUCAGUCGGGCUUCUCCCCACCCUGUGAUGAGAACAGUGCCCAGUGUGUUUCACCUGCUCUGGCUGAUAAAGGAGCAUCACUGGAGGAGAAUAAUGAUGAACCAUCACAACAGAUCACUCUUGACAUAGUGCGGGCGGAGCCAACUGAGGAGCAGAACACCACAGAGACCGCCAAGACGUACAAGGUGAACUGUGAUAAGAGGAACAUCACAGGAAUGGACAAUUUCACUGUGCAGGUCCUCAACGCUUCACAGGAUCUGAUGGAGUUUCUGAACGCUAACAGCACAGAGUGCUCCGUGGUUCUGUUCUUCACUGCUUGGUGCCAGUUUUCAGCCAGCCUCGCACCUCACUUCAAUGCCCUGCCCCGAGUCUUUCCCAGCAUGCACUUCCUGGCACUGGAUGCCUCGCAGCACAGCAGCCUCUCCACAAGGUUUGGGACCGUGGCAGUGCCAAACAUCCUGCUGUUCCAGGGGGCCAAACCCAUGGCUCGCUUCAACCACACUGACCGAACGGUGGAGACGCUCACCUCCUUCAUUGCUAACCAGACAGGGUUUGAAGCCGGCACCGACAGAAUCGUGUCAGAAGCAGAUUGCCUGGGCCCCCUCCCCAGCGUGCCUGUGAGGAGCAUCGAUUGGCUGCUGGUCUUCUCUGUCCUCUUCAUCACAGGCUUCACUGUGUACGCGAUCCUGCGGACUGACAGCAUCCGCUGGCUCAUACCAGGACAGGAGCACGAGCAUCAGGACUGAAAACACACAGACUGCAAGUCACUGGAUGCAAACAUCAUCAACAUCAUCAUCAUUUGUUAUUAAAAUUAACAGUUGCUAAUUUGCUUAUGCUUCAGGUGUGUGAUGAACAAAUAAAUGUAUGUGAGCCAUUGUGAUUUGUAAUAAAGACUAUAAUGAUUUGUA